AUGGCGGAGAAUGAAGUCAUUGAACCCUCGAAAACAAAGUACAAUAGGCAACCACCAUCAAUUCCGUUUCUCUGGGAGGAAAGGCCAGGAGUAGCGAAAAAGGACUGGAGACCUGUGGUUUCUUCAGUUACUCUAGCUCCACCAUCUCCAGAAAAGCUUGUAGCCUCGGUUCCUUUCAACUGGAAGGAAAAACCUGGAAAGCCUCUGUCCUGUUUCUCACAGCCAUCAAUAGAUUCAGCUCUUACAGCCUGGAAAGCCUCUCAACAGCAUAAUGAUUACAAUUUUGACAAUAAGGAGAGUGGUGGCAAUGACAAUCACAGGCAUAAAGGAACGUUUGACUUGGAUCUUGAAUCAUUCAGCUUUGAAACUGAUGAUUCGUUCAGCUCAGCACCCUCUCUCUUGGCAAAUUGCCGGGUAUUAUCAUCAGCAGUUUCUACCGCUGUUCCAGUGCUAAAAACUUCCUCAAAAAUUGAUAUCAAUGACCAGUUAGAAAUCCCUUCCUCAUCUGCCUCUGAAUCUGACAGCAGCGCAAGCAGUUAUGAAACUGACAUUUCAAGCCUUACAGGUGCUUCUUUCUUGGAGUGUCUUUUUCCAUUAUAUCCACCCAAUUCUGGUUUUCCUGGAAAGGUUGAAUACUCCAAUAACGGCUCCCACACUCCACUAGAGCUAAAGAACAAGCAUUUUGAUCAUGAGAGUUGCAGUAAUGCCAUGGCAAAGAGGCCACCAACACUUGGAGAAUUGAUAAUGAUGAGCCGAGGAAGGAGUUGCCAAAGAAAAGCUGUUCAAAUGAGAAAAAAGAAUCUAUCAAUGGAAUUCAUAAAUGGGAAAGCUUUUGCCUGCUGUGUCUUUGGUGCUGGCAUCAAAAUGAUUGGAGGAUUGCAGACGAAGAGGCAUCAUCCAAAACUGAAACUGAUAUAG
Hevea brasiliensis (rubber tree) is the source of this 918-nucleotide messenger RNA. RefSeq lists its product as uncharacterized. The record is from RefSeq and is a predicted model, not a curated record. The coding region runs from base 1 to 918 and encodes 305 amino acids. The transcript has 2 exons. NCBI's taxonomy places the organism in Eukaryota, Viridiplantae, Streptophyta, Magnoliopsida, Malpighiales, Euphorbiaceae.